AUUAGUGGCAGAUCCUGUUAGUGAGAUAUUACAGUGUUAUAUUGAUAGACUAGCUCAAGUUGUUCUUACUGAGGAAUCAGUUGAUCUCUUACAUACAGAGGGAUUGAUAUCUAAGGAUACAUUAACAGAAGUGAAGAGUUGCGGUUGUUCAUUGGUAGGAGAUCCAAUGUUACUAAUAUUAAGUGCUGUAGCUGAAGAUCAUAGCAAGUUAUGUACUCUGACAAGCAUUCUAAUGAAAUCAAAGGAAGCAGUGUCUUUAGCUAGUGAUAUAAUAAUGGAAUAUGGAAAGUCAUUUCCUUCAGCAGUAACAGUGAUGCCAUCUUGUCAACAAGCAAGUACUUCAACAUCUUCAAGAUCUGGACAAUUACAAGAUAGUAGUAGUGAGACUCAAGUAACUACCAAUACUGAUACUACUGCAAAAGGAUCUGGACAAUUACAAGAUAGUAGUAGUGAGACUCAAGUAACUACCAAUACUGAUGCUACUGCACAAGUAGAGACUGUCAUAUUUUAUCCUGAUGAUAAAGCUGAGUUUGAUAGAAUGGGUGAUAUGCUUGGUACACUUAUUGAUGAUAUUGCUCCUCUCAUUGAAAAAUCAAUUCUAUCUCUAAAUCACCUUAAAACCUUUCUUGGAAGGUGUCGUCGAACUUUGAUGAUGUAA
Messenger RNA from Amphimedon queenslandica, 658 nucleotides. RefSeq lists its product as uncharacterized. The transcript is spliced from 7 exons. NCBI's taxonomy places the organism in Eukaryota, Metazoa, Porifera, Demospongiae, Haplosclerida, Niphatidae. The record is from RefSeq and is a predicted model, not a curated record. Bases 167 to 658 code for a protein of 163 amino acids.